CAAACUUAAAAUAUUAUCUCUAUCCCCACCCAAACCUCUCCGUACGAAAACAUUUUCUCAGACGGAUUCGCCUGGUCUGCCUUCUAUUCAUUUUCUCCCUCCCCGCUUGCCCUCAGUAGCUCUCUUUCCCGUUAGCAGGAGAAAAUAAGUUCUAUAGCACGUAGGAGAUUUGCCCAUCUCUUUUGGGUGUUCGCCGCAAGUGACUCGCAGGCCUUUCUUCUCAUCAUUGAAGGGUUUGACUGAGAAGAAGUUGUAAUGGCUACGGCUACAUACCCACCACCACCACCAUACUACAGACUUUACAGAGAUUACUUACAGAACCCAAAAUCAGCUCCUGAGCCUCCCCCGCCUAUUGAAGGGACCUACAUUUGUUUCGGUGGCAACUACACGACUGAUGAUGUGCUUCCGAACUUGGAAGAGCAGGGAGUGCGCCAGCUAUACCCAAAAGGACCAAAUGUUGAUUUUAAGAAGGAACUGAGGUCACUUAACAGAGAACUGCAGCUGCAUAUUUUGGAGCUUGCAGAUGUUCUUGUUGAGAGACCAUCACAAUAUGCGAGGAGAGUGGAGGAAAUAUCCCUUAUAUUUAAGAACAUACACCACCUUCUCAAUUCAUUACGUCCCCAUCAGGCACGAGCAACAUUAAUUCACAUUCUAGAACUCCAAAUACAACGCCGCAAACAAGCUGUUGAGGAUAUAAAGAGGAGAAGAGAGGAGGCCCAGAAACUUCUCAAGGAAUCCCUUGCAACCUUGGACGGACACUAGUGCACGAUUUAGGUGCUUUUGUUGAAACCAGAACUGCCUGUGUUUUUGUUCACUUAGCGAAUCUUCCGUUGUUCGAGACUCUUGGAUAUCUCUGUCCUAUUCUACUUAUUUCCUUUCUUUCCACUUUUGAUUAUAUUGCAAGUAUGCCAACCGAGCAGUUGCUGUA
Carya illinoinensis is the source of this 928-nucleotide messenger RNA. RefSeq names its product mediator of RNA polymerase II transcription subunit 7a. The transcript is spliced from 7 exons. NCBI's taxonomy places the organism in Eukaryota, Viridiplantae, Streptophyta, Magnoliopsida, Fagales, Juglandaceae. Gene Ontology annotation, cellular component: mediator complex; core mediator complex. Gene Ontology annotation, molecular function: transcription coregulator activity. The record is from RefSeq and is a predicted model, not a curated record. Gene Ontology annotation, biological process: regulation of transcription by RNA polymerase II. The coding region runs from base 256 to 762 and encodes 168 amino acids.